Molecule: messenger RNA, 3430 nt
Organism: Neofelis nebulosa (Clouded leopard)
Lineage: Eukaryota; Metazoa; Chordata; Mammalia; Carnivora; Felidae
Gene: MYLK3
Product: myosin light chain kinase 3
Exons: 13
Coding region: 186-2576 (796 amino acids)
Biological process (GO): positive regulation of apoptotic process; intracellular signal transduction; protein phosphorylation
Cellular component (GO): cytoplasm; nucleus
Molecular function (GO): ATP binding; protein serine/threonine kinase activity
Source: RefSeq, a predicted model, not a curated record
GCAGAGUGGGAGAUAAGCAAGGCUCAGAGAGAGUCUGGUCCUCUGGGCUCCCUAAACAACCCAGGCGCUGUGGGGCGAGGCUGUUAGCUACCAAGAACAAUGAAACUUCCAGAUAUCACUGCCCAAGUGAAAACUAGGAGUCUGUGGAUUUUCUGAUUCCUCGUCCUUGUCAAGCUUGCUUCAGGAUGUCUGAAGCCUCCAAGGAGGGUGUGGAGACCUGGGGGCUGCUGGUGUCAGGCAAGGCCUGCUUAACAACCAUGGACAAAAAGCUUAAUGUGCUAAAUGAGAAGGUUGACAAACUCUUGCAUUUCCAGGAAGAUGUCACGGAGAAAUUGCAGUAUGUGUACCAAGGCAUGGGCCACCUGGAGCAGGGCCUACACCGCCUGGAGGCCUCUCACAUCCUGGGCCCAGGUGGGGCUGACCAUACUCCUCCAGCUGACGCACAGGCUGGGUGGCCAGAGGUCCUGGAGCUGGUGAGGGCUGUGCGGCAGGAUGCUGCCCAGCAUGGUGCCAGGCUUGAAGCCCUAUUCAGGAUGGUCGUGGCCGUGGACAAGACCAUAGCUUUGGUGGGGGCUGUGUUCCAGAACUCGAAGGUGAUGGAUUUCAUCAUGCAAGGGAGUGUCCCUUGGAGGAAAGGAAGCCUGGCUGAUGGCUCUUCAGAGAACAAAGAUCGAGUGGAAGAGAAAGGAGCAAAACCAAAGCAUGUGCUGAGCACCAGAGCCGUGCAGGCCGAGAUCAGGGGGUCUCAGGAAGAGAGCCAGAAAGAAAACUUGCCAGAGGGGACAGUGGAGACGCUGACUCCCAUCAAUGCUUCAGGGAUAGGAUCUGAUCUUCUCACCCAGGAAGAGGCUUCACUAGGGCAGGCAGAAGUGCCCCCUGGCCACCUGCCGCUGCCCACAGAGGUGGAAGACAAAGUUCCUGGAGCAUUCAUUGAGAACCCUGGGACUGACCUGGAAUUGUCUGCAGCACCCAACAGGGUCAAGGAGGCCCCAACCAGCCAGGAGACUUUACCCAGUACAGCACGAGGAUCAUCAUUCAGCAGGCCUGACUCUCGGCCCACAGAGGCAGGCAUGAGGCUGACUCCAGGGCUGCCAGUCCAGGCCAAGGCAGCUUACAGUGGUGUAGAAACACCUCCGAGGAUCUCCAUCCAUGUGCAGGAAACAGACACCCCUGGGGAGCUGCUUGUGACACGAGGGGGCAGCCUCAGACACAUACCCCCUGAGGAGGCUCCAGCAGCUGCCUAUCCAGGUGAGCAGGACCCACCUGGGCCCACCCCCCAGACCCCUGUGACCAAGAUCCCAAAAGGAGCUGGAAAGAUUUCCCCACUGCGGAAGCAGAGCAGCGAUGAGGGAGCAAAGGCAAAGGAGAAGCAGGGGCCUGGGGCUGAGUCCACCAUGGGACCAAGAGGGGCCAGGAGGAACAUGGGAGACCAUGCUGGAUCCCUGGGCCGGCAGCAGGACAAAGACCCAGGGACAGGACACCCUGAUCCUGGAAAGGACUGCACAUCCAGAGGCAUGGGCAGAGCUGAAGCAGGAAGGAAGACCCCCCUGGGAGCCGAGGCUGGCAGCGUGGUUCUGGAUGACAGUCCAGCCCCACCAGCCCCUUUUGAACACCGCGUGGUGAGUGUCAAGGAGACCGCGACCUCAGCAGUUUACACAGUGUGCCAGCAUGACGUCUUGGGAGGGGGCCGGUUUGGCCAGGUCCACAGGUGCACAGAGAAGUCCACAGGCCUCUCACUGGCAGCUAAGAUCAUCAAAGUGAAGAGUCCCAAGGACCGGGAGGAUGUGAAGAAUGAGGUCUACAUCAUGAACCAGCUCAGCCACGUGAACCUGAUCCAGCUCUAUGAUGCCUUUGAAAGCAAGAACAGCUUUACCCUCGUCAUGGAAUAUGUGGAUGGAGGUGAACUCUUUGACCGGAUCACAGAGGAGAAGUACCAGCUGACUGAACUGGAUGUGAUCUUGUUCACCAAGCAGAUCUGCGAGGGUGUGCAUUACCUCCAUCAGCACUAUAUCCUGCACUUGGACCUCAAGCCGGAGAACAUACUGUGUGUCAAUCAGACAGGACAUCAAAUUAAGAUCAUUGACUUUGGGCUGGCCAGAAGGUACAAGCCUCGGGAGAAGCUUAAGGUGAACUUCGGCACUCCAGAGUUCCUGGCCCCAGAAGUCGUCAACUACGAAUUUGUGUCCUUCCCUACAGACAUGUGGAGUGUGGGGGUCAUUACCUACAUGCUACUCAGUGGUUUAUCCCCAUUUCUAGGGGAAACAGAUGCAGAGACCAUGAAUUUCAUUGUGAACUGUAGCUGGGAGUUUGACGCUGACACCUUUGAAGGGCUGUCAGAAGAGGCCAAGGACUUUGUUUCCCGCCUGCUGGUCAAAGAGAAGAGCUGCAGAAUGAGUGCCACGCAGUGCCUGAAACAUGAGUGGUUGAAUAAUUUGCCUGCCAAAGCUUCAAAAUCCAAAGUUUGUCUCAAAUCCCAAUUAUUACUGCAGAAAUACAUGGCUCAGAGGAAAUGGAAGAAACAUUUCUACGUGGUGACUGCUGCCAACAGGCUAAGGAAAUUUCCAACUUGUCCCUAAUUCUCAACUCGGCUGCUCCCAUGGGCCCAGAAGUUAUGGACUGGUGGUGAAGUGAGACUCAAGAUUUUUAACAAUCCAGUCUUGUAAUGAUAUUGAUUUCAUCUUUUUUGUAAAGAAAGGUUAUGGCUGUUGCCUUCCUUGUGGGUGAAAAGUGGCUGUAAGGAAAGUGACCCGACCUUUUUUUUUCUGCCUUGUAAGAUCAUACUAAGUUGAAAUGCUGUGUUUACUUCUCAAGUACACCUACUUUUGGUGAUAAGUGUAGGCAUGCUUUAGGUAGGUAGGAAAGCUUCUACUUUGUAUAUGUCAAAUUUAAAGUCUAAGCUUACUCUGAUUAGAGAACUCAGUAGACUGUUACACAGGGGUAUGUUAUGCAGCGUUAUCUCCUCCAGUACAAAGAAUUCCUAGAAUUUUGAUUUGCUCAAGUGUGAGCUGACAUUUUAUUGUACUACCCUGUUCUUGUGGAAAGCAAUGUAGAUUUAGGGGUAGUGAUCCUCAAAUUUGUUUUAACUUGUGCUCUGUUUUGGGAAUCAAACCAUGCAUCCUUUAAUAUUCUUUGAAACUUCAAAAUAUACCAUAUCAACUGUCAUGGCUAAAUCAGAACAAUGAUCAUUUUGAAUGUGCUUUUUAAAUCCAUACACAUCUCCACCCUCUCCUAAGUGGUCCUAUUCUGGCACUGGUAGUCUCACUUCUGAACUCCCUUCCUCAGUUAUGGAUUUAUGGUCUAGGAAGUCUGGACACUGAUAUGCAAUAUGUAAAAGAGAUAUAAGAGUGUAAAAUGAUUUUCAGUCUUCUGAGAGAAACACAAAAUGAUACAUCAUGAGACAAUAAACUGCUGUUCUACUGUUUUAUGGAUA